AUGAGAUCUCAUCUGCUACGCUUCUUUCUGGGUUGGUUGAGUGUGGGUGCACUAGCUCUGGUGAUGGAAAAGGAGCGAACUGCCCCCUUACCAUGGCUCUAUUGGCUAGCCUACCCGGCGGCCGUGCAACAAGUUGGAGCUCCUCUACCUGGCAUACCAAUAAGACGACCCCAGCGGGAAGAACUCACCACAUCGACAACCACUUCUAGACCUCUACAAGAUGCAAUGGAUACAAUAGAUAACUCUUUUAUUCGCGAGCAAUUCCUGCAGGGAAUUCUACAGGGAUUGCAGCAGUCGGCGGGUCCCACCAUUCAACCAGAGGUAUUGGCUGACUUUCUCUCUCAGGCCACUGCCACCACCACGACAUCGACGACGGAGAAAAGUAUUAUUGAGAAAGAUGCCCAUGAAAAUGAGAAUGAUAACGAUGAUGACUACGAUUACAUUGACUUUAAGAACGGAUCACGCAUCAAGUACGACCUCGAUGAAGGGGAGUCCCAUAAGCUGUUUGCUCCAACCACAAAGCCUCCUGCAGUUCGUCCUCAACCCAAUCCAGUUUACUAUUUCUAUAGACCCUACUACCACUACUACUAA
Molecule: messenger RNA, 591 nt
Organism: Drosophila willistoni
Lineage: Eukaryota; Metazoa; Arthropoda; Insecta; Diptera; Drosophilidae
Exons: 1
Coding region: 1-591 (196 amino acids)
Source: RefSeq, a predicted model, not a curated record